AGUCGCGAGCACCUCUCGGGCUCCUCAGUCUUACAACAGACUUCUCCCGAGGCUAUCGACACCAUUUCCCUACCUUAUUUCACACGGCAAGCCCAUAUAACCUCUGCUGAAGCCUCUUGGCGUUAUUUGCAAGAUUUGUCAAUUUCUAGAGCAGUGUUAUGAUUAAUAUAACCGUGUGAAUCAUCGUUAAAAAAUUCUGUGUGAACGCCGGAUAUUCUGAGGUGUUAAGGGUAGAAUAUCCUCGAGCUGGCAUUUUCAUUAAUAAUCAGUGUUUUCCGAGGCCGGCGUCUAAAUUAAAAAUUUCCUUCCGAAGUAAAUAAUUGCAAAAGCCGGACCAGUCAAUAAGAACUUGCAGAAACGUUCAAAACGGUUUUAAGAAAUACGAAAUCAAUUCCCAAACCCAGUCGCACUCCCGCACCUGUUGGUUUAUACUCAUUAAUACAAAACGGCGGCCUUAAAAGGGAAUAUUUGUUUUAAUCCUGUAGACACAGGCAAGUCACCAUGGAGAACAACACCAACGGAAAGUCAACUUACAUUUUCACCAAGAUUGAUCUUGAAGAGGAAGACAUCUCUAACAAGAAUUGCAACGAAACAAACGUCGCCACCUCAGGAAAAUUUGCACACAUUAGAAAGUGGAUGGUUGCUAAUCUGCUCCUCGUGACCACAGUUUCUGGAGUUCUCUUUGGUCUCUUCCUAGGAUUUGUGUUACGGCCUUUAAAACUAAGUCCGGAUGCUGUGAUGGUUAUAUCUUAUCCCGGAGAAAUUUUCAUGAGGCUACUGAAGUUGCUGAUUCUUCCCUUAAUCAUUGCAAGCCUUAUAGCAGGCAGUGCAAAGCUGAACGCCAGUGCGAACGGGAAGAUAGCCGCCAGGAUGCUGGUCUACUUUGUAUUAACGUCACUCAUCAAUGCGAUCCUGGGUACAGUCCUAGUGCUGUCAAUACAUCCUGGUGAUCCCCACAGGAAAGUGGUCUAUGGCGAAGAAAACAUUGGCCGGAAGGCGCACAUCUUGGACGGAAUUCUUGACCUCGGAAGAAACAUCUUCCCCGAUAACCUCUUCCAAGCUGCAUUUCAACAGGCUCACACAGUAUACAUUCCCAAGAACGUGGCUGUCCAUAAUGUCACGGAUAAUGCCACAUAUGGGCCGAAGGAUGCUUCUGAAGCAGUUAUUACACAAGUGGAACUCGUGAGGACGAUCCAGUACAGAUCCAGCACUAAUACCCUUGGAAUUAUCUUUUUCUGCCUCGUAUUUGGGACUGUCGUUGGCACGAUGGGUAGAAAGGCGUACGUGGUUGUCGAGUUCUUCACCGCAGUUGACGAGGUCGUCAUGAAGAUGGUCUCAGGGGUUAUGUGGUUGACACCAGUUGGAAUCAGCAGUGUUAUCUGUGGGAAGAUUCUAUCAGUGGCAGACCUAAGUUUAGUGGUACAGCAGCUGGGCUGGUUUAUUUUCACAGUGGCCCUGGGCGUCUUCAUAUACCAGCUGGCGAUAAUGCAAUUCAUAUAUUACAUCGUUGUGCGCCGCAAUCCAUACAAGUAUUACUUUGGAUUGGUUCAGGCAACUCUCACGGCAUUUGCUACAGCAUCAACAGCUGCAGCCCUUCCAAUCACGUUCCGCUGUAUGGAUGAGAAAGUGCACAUAGAUCCACGCAUAUCACGCUUCAUCCUACCAAUUGGCUGUACCAUCAACAUGAAUGGCACAGCCAUGUUUGUUGCUGUUGCCUCUUUCUUUAUAGCACAGAUGAAUGAACUGCAGCUGAGUCUGGGAGAAAUCAUUACAGUCUGUUUAGCAUCAACAGUGGCAAGUUUUUCAUCUGCUAGUGUCCCAAGUGCAGCCCUUGUACUAAUCUUUAUGGUGUUAUCAACGAUAGAUGCACCAAUGGAAGAUGUCUCUCUCCUAUUUGCAAUCGACUGGUUUGUGGAUAGAAUUCGAACCACCAACAACAUGCUGGGUGACUGCUAUGCAGCAGCCAUCGUGGAACACUUGUCAAAAGAGCAGCUGAUAGCUGUAGAUGCGGCUAUAUAUGAGGAAGAACAAAUGGCAGCAUCAAGUAGACACAUCCCACCAGUGUACAACAAUGCUUCCAGUGAGCACUCAGUACCACAGGCUGUAGCUGUGGAAAUGCAGUCAUCUGUACUAACAAGUGGUACUCAGAAGAAACAGGAAAAUAUAUUAAUGUCAACUUACUAAUUUAUAUCAAGUAUUUUCUGCAGACAAUCAAAACAACUUCAUAUUGUAGUCUUCUGGGUUAUGACACUGUUUCAUUUCAUUUCAUUUCGAUUAUUUACAUGCCAGAAAUCCAUUACAAAGUCAUAGGAUCCAGGAUGAAGACAAUUGCUUGUGUAUCCUGAUAGGCAGUUACCAGUGUUUCAGAUGAACUUACUGUAACUGACUUUUCUCAGAUGUGUGUUGCUCCUUUCAAGGCUUUUCUUUUGUCUUCAUUUACCUGCUGUCUCCUUUGUUAUGUAUAUAAUUGAUAAUUGAUGCACCUAUUUCUGAUGCUAGUGUAGUUCACUCUAUUCAGAGAAUGUUGCAUGCCAUACAACAAAUUGUAUGUGAAAGCGUUUGGAGAUGGGUAGAAAUAUUGAAACACCGUUAUGUUUGUUAGUGUCUGAAAUAUUGUUGUCACAAAGAAUAUUAUUCACUAUACAGUUACUGAAUAUAAUGUUACUAUGAUGAAUAGUUAGAUAGUUCUGUAGCAUUUUAUAAUGUUUGUUCUUCUGUCUUCAGUACUAUUUUAAUAUAUCCCAACUUUCUGUCCCAUCUGCAAUUUUCCUUAGCACUACUCUCAAUUUAUGUACUAUAGUUAGUCAAAGUUGCUUGUCUGACACUACAAUCCAGUUGAGCUGUGCCCAACUCAUUGUAUUGUCUAUUCUGGAACAACUUGUGGCCUUUCCAUGCACCCUGUUCUUCCUACAAAUUUCUCUUUUACUCACCCCACUCUGUUCUAUUCUCUGGCUCUUAACUGUGUACAUCCUGGGCUGGCAUUCAGGAUUCAGAUCUUUGGCUGGUUGUUACUCUACACAUGGAGAAAGGUCCCUGGGGUCAGCUACACAGGGAUUGGUUGUUGGAGACAGGAAGUGUUUCUUUUCUAAAUUCAGAUUUGGUUUGUUUAUACAAAAUUUUCUUUUGGCCAUACUCAUCUCUGCACGUUCCACUAGGUUGGUUUUAUUAAAUUCUUUAGCCUUUUUUCAUGGAUCUAUUCCCUCCACAUUGAUUAUUUGUAAUUGUGUUAUUGGUAUUGGCUGUUCUCUCUCUGACUCUCCUUCUGCAAUCUGCUGCAGUGUUUGUAAAAAUCAACGCCAAAGCCAGUGGAAAGCUUACAGAAAUAUCAGGACCUACUCUCUAUUCAUUGUGGCCUCUCUUAAUUUUGUAUUAUUUUUAUUGUUUAUUUAUUACAUGCCAUUUGGGCACUAUUUUCAAUGUGCCACUGUUGUUAUUGUUGUUAUUAUUAUCAUUAUUUCCUCCUUCCCUAAAACCCUUCCCUAAAAUUCUGAGAUGAUCUCAAAUCCUGGGAUGACCUCAAGGAGCAUUUAAAGGGAAUCCAGGGGAUGGUACUGAGCCCUCUCUGCGUUUUCAUUUUGGUUUACCAUCGCCCUUGAAGACAUGAAACCCCCUUGUUAAACCUAGAGUACCUUACUGUUUACAAUUAUUUUUGAGAAUUAAUUUUUGUAUUACUGUACUGGCAUGAGGUGGAACUACACAUGUGCCACACAAUUUCCCAGUCCACGAUCCUUCCCAAGGCUGAUGAACAGACCAUCGAUAGGAUAUUUUAAAUAUUUGAGUACCACUCUGUGAAAGCAAAAAGUAAAAAAGUAAAGCUAUCCCUGUAACAGGCCGU
Messenger RNA from Cryptotermes secundus, 3835 nucleotides. RefSeq names its product excitatory amino acid transporter. NCBI's taxonomy places the organism in Eukaryota, Metazoa, Arthropoda, Insecta, Blattodea, Kalotermitidae. Gene Ontology annotation, molecular function: L-glutamate transmembrane transporter activity; glutamate:sodium symporter activity; neutral L-amino acid transmembrane transporter activity. Gene Ontology annotation, cellular component: plasma membrane. The transcript has 11 exons. Gene Ontology annotation, biological process: L-glutamate transmembrane transport. The coding region runs from base 502 to 2184 and encodes 560 amino acids. The record is from RefSeq and is a predicted model, not a curated record.